Acromyrmex echinatior (Panamanian leafcutter ant) is the source of this 492-nucleotide messenger RNA. Its product is annotated as tctex1 domain-containing protein 1-like. Lineage: Eukaryota; Metazoa; Arthropoda; Insecta; Hymenoptera; Formicidae. The record is from RefSeq and is a predicted model, not a curated record.
AUGAGUAAAUACCAGGGUAAACAAGACGCUGUAAUGCCGGCAUCAAAGAGUAAAUUAUGGCACACUCUGAGCCAAAAAAUGAGUGUAAAAAUGCUAACGGAUUUAGAGCGCUUCUUAACGUCUGGUCAGAUCCCGAGAUAUCAGAACACCUAUCGUCUGGAAUCGUAUAAAGCUUUUCAUGCAGUGGCGGUCGACAAGAUCAUUCGUGACGUAAUGGAGAUCAAAUUAUCUACGAUUACAUCAUACCAGCCAGAUCAGACAUCAAAAUUGUGUUUGGAAAUUGCCGGUGACGUGCUGAAGGCUGUCUACAAGAAGGAUUACGACAGAUACAAGAUAGUGACGCAAGUAUACAUAAUCCAGCGCUUCCAACAAAGUAUGAACGCGGCCUUCCAGUGUCUCUGGGACGUGGAACGUGAUAAUUACUCGUAUCACGUGUUUGAAAACAAUCACAUAUACGCAUGUUGCUGUGUGUUCGGUAUAUAUUAUGAUUAA